ACUGUGCUCCGCUCCGCUGUCCGCUCCCCCUUCUCCGGAACUCCGAAAUGCCGCUCCUCCCCUCCACCGCGGCGGCGGCAGCGGCGCUGCCCCGCCUCCGCCUGCGCCUCCCUCUCCAGCCUCUCCCGCUCCCACCCCGCCACUGCCCCCACCCCCUCGCGCCCCUCCGCCGCGCGCCCCACCACUCCUCCCCGCACCCGCGCCUGCUCCCGCUGGCGGCGGCCCUCCCGCCCCCACCCCCCGAGGAGCUGCCCCGGUCGCAGGCCACGGGGCUCGUCGCGGCGUCGCAGGCCAACUUCAUGCGCGUCAUCGUCGACGCCGCGCCCCCCGGCCUGGAGCACCACCGCGGCUCCGACCUGCUCUGCGUCGUCCGCGCGCUGCUCAAGAAGAUCCGCCGCCGCGUCCUCGUCGGGGACCGCGUCCUCGUCGGGGCCGUCGACUGGGCCGACCGCCGCGGCAUGAUCGAGGACGUCUUCGAGCGGAGGUCCGAGGUCGUCGACCCGCCCGUCGCCAACGUCGACCGCCUCGUCGUGCUCUUCUCGCUCGACCAGCCCAGGCCGGAGCCCGCCACACUCACCAGGUUCCUCGUCGAGGCCGAGUCCACGGGGAUCCCCUUCGUGCUCGUCUUCAACAAGGUCGAGCUCGUCGACGAACAGACAAUAGCAUACUGGAGAGAGAGAUUGAAGAGUUGGGGUUAUGAUCCGCUCUUUCUAAGUGUUAGCAAGCAAUCUGGAUUUAGUGCUCUUGAAGAGAUGCUGGAAGGAGAAACAACUGUAGUUGUUGGUCCAAGUGGCGUUGGGAAGUCCAGUCUGAUCAAUGCUUUGAGGUGCAACCAGAACAUAUCAGAAGAAGAUCCAAUACAUAAACUCCUUGAGCAGAAUAGUAAAUGGUUUGGUGAACAACGUGUUGGAACUGUGUCCAAGAAAAGCGGUAAAGGAAAACACACAACACGCCAUGUCUCAUUGCUUCCUAUACCUGGUGGAGGCUUCCUUGCUGAUACUCCUGGAUUUAACCAGCCUAGCCUGAUGAAAGUGACCAAAAAGAGUCUCGCAGAAACAUUUCCUGAGAUAAGAAAGAUGCUGAAAGAGAACGAGCCCUCAAAAUGUUUAUUUAAUGAUUGUGUUCACCUUGGCGAGCGAGGAUGCGUUGUGAAAGGUGACUGGGAAAGGUAUCCGUUCUAUCUCCAGAUGCUUGAUGAGAUCAAAAUUAGAGAAGAAAUCCAGCUACGGACAUUUGGAACAAAACGAGAAGGUGAUGUCAGGUACAAAACAGGUGUCAUGGGGGUGAAGCAAGCGGAGCCUCGCCUUGAACUGAAGAAGCACAGGAGGGUGUCUAGAAAGAAGAUUAACCAAUCGAUUCUUGAUGAAAUUGAAGAUGACAUCAAUGACCUCGAUGAUGACUACCAGUUUGAUGUCAAGCAGCAUUCUAGGAAACGAUAAUUGCCUCUCAUCUGAUGAUCUAACGACUACACAAGUCUCAUCAUUGGUAGGAAGGAAUCUACAGGUGCUGUACAGAGCUCGUUUUGCGGUGCUAUACUGUGCCCGGGAAUGGAUAAGCUGAUCACUGUAAAUAGAUGCGCACAAGCAGUCUAGGGGAGAAACACUAGCAGUCUAGUGGGGAAACCGUAGACGCUUGCAACUGAUUCUUGACGUUGAGUGGUUUGUUUCCUUGCGGCUGGCAGAACAGUAAGAUGACAGUUAAGUUAACUAACUAAAGCACUGUUUCUGUCUCACGAAUUGGUUCCAUGCACCACCAUGUUCGUGGCGAGGUCACUGGCGCAGCCA
This is a messenger RNA of Panicum virgatum (switchgrass), 1784 nucleotides long. Its product is annotated as small ribosomal subunit biogenesis GTPase RsgA 1, mitochondrial-like. Lineage: Eukaryota; Viridiplantae; Streptophyta; Magnoliopsida; Poales; Poaceae. Bases 48 to 1439 code for a protein of 463 amino acids. Gene Ontology annotation, molecular function: GTP binding; GTPase activity. The transcript has 5 exons. The record is from RefSeq and is a predicted model, not a curated record.